UUGCUGCAGUCUGCAUCUGCAGCGCUGCAAUACUCUAGGUAGCAGUAUAUCAACAAUUUAUUCAGUUCAUGUUUUGACUUUUGACUGAAGAAAAUAUAACUCACAAAACAGCUUAUGAAAUCAAAUUUUUCAAAAAAGUUCUUUGAAAAUAUUUAUGAUAGAAUCAAUUCAAUAUUUAUUCGAUAGUAGAGGUUUUGUUUAUUUAAUAGUAUUGUCAUAAGGUAUGGCGAAUCAUUACGACGUUCCAAAAUGGGCAGGCAAGCCUCCUGUUGGAUUUCACUUGGAUGUAAUGAAAGGAGACAAAUUAAUCCAAAAAUUGAUGUUGGAUGAGAAGAAAUGCUAUCUAUUUGGUCGAAAUCCUCAAAUGUGUGAUUUUUGCGUUGACCAUCAGUCCUGUUCGAGAGUCCAUGCUGCAUUGGUCUAUCACAAAGUCUUGAACCGCACAUUCCUUGUUGAUCUUGGAAGCACGCACGGUACAUUCAUAAGCACACUGCGCAUUGAGCCCCACAAACCAACACAAUUGCCUCUCGACAGCGUAUUCAGUUUUGGCGCUUCAACGCGAAGCUACAUAAUCAGGGAGCGACCUCAGACAGCUGCCAGGCCGAUAAUCGAGGAAAUCGAAAAGAAUUCCAAAGAUACGUCUGAGGGAAUUCUUCUGGGAUUACCGGAGACUGAAACUGAGCUGGAUAAUCUAACAGAGUUCAACACGGCACACAACCGGCGCAUAUCAAUGCUUGGCAUCGACGAUAACAAUGAGACCAACAAAAUUGGAAGACAGUCGGGAAAAAGGAAAAACCGCUACGUGACAAUCAACGAGGAAGAGGAAAUUAUUAAUCCUGAGGACACGGACCCAUCGAUUGGCCGAUUCAGAAACCUCGUGCACACCACUGUUGUUCCCACCAAGAGGGUGAAGAUGGAAAGUGUAAGCAGUGAAGUGAAACAGAUAAAGUCGCCACUCGGCAAAAGUUUGGCCCACUCUUCAGCCAACAGUCUAUAUUCGGACCUACCAGGUUCGGACAUGCAUCCAACGAACGGGUCUCUUCUGUUCUCAUCCAAGUUGGCUUCUUCUCUAGGACUAGUUCUGCCCAAUCCGGCGCCAGACAUUGAAAUGACGCCAACCUCAGUCGCUCCUUCGCAGGAUAUGAUCGUUGAUUCCAAUGUGUCAAGUGAAAAAGAAAUUGGAACCUCAGAACCCAAAAAGAAGAAAUACGCCAAGGAAGCAUGGCCCAGGAAAAAACCAGUGCCGGCUCUGCUUGUUUGAAGUAUUUCAAAGUAUCUAAUCAAUUUGAAAUAUUUAAUCCCAGGGACUGUUUAAACUUGUACAGACUUUCGCUCUGCUCUCUCCAUAGUCUCUCAAUCGAAUGUCACUCGAGCAGAUCGAUUAAUUAUCGACCGGGGAGCAAGAGUGGAACGCGAGAGUGUAACAGUUCAUGAUCGGAGCGAUUGCGGAGCGUGUUGGAGGCGCAUAUAUCUGUAUGCACCUUUAUAGAAACUAAGUACUGUGUAAUAUAGGGAAAAGUCCACCACACACACUAGACAUGGGAAUCUGUCACUUGAUUCAACUGUACUAGUGAGGUCCACGUUAUAAUGGCAGUAGAGAAAAAUAGGCGAAAGACAUUGCCGAUCCUCUGUCUUGUCAAUGCCUUCUGUAGACGGUACCUGAUACAGGUUUAUUGAUGUAAUAUUAACGGUUCGUUCUCGUUUAAAAUAAUCAAUUAUAAUUUAUUGAGCAAGAAAUAAUAUUUUUCAAUAAUUUUCAUAAUUGAGAUGAAAUAUUUUGUUAAUUAUUUAUUAAUUCUUCAUUUUUAAAAGACGAUCUGGCAACAGAGCAAUGCGAGAAAGAGAUAACACUAUCCGGUUUGUUGAAUGAUAGACAAGGAUAGCAAUUAAUACCAUUGCUAAUCAAACACUGCCAUUAUAACGUGGACCUCACUAUAUCCAUUUAGUGUGUGGAGACUUUUCAUUUAUUUCUAUUAGACAGGCCCCUUGUAUAAUAAUUUGCCAGACCUCCGUAAAAAUGUACAAGAUCUAAAUAUUGAAACUAGUCCAAGUUUUCCCCCCACUCAAGACUUAUUAAGUCUGAGAAAUGAGGAAUCAAUAUUCACUUUUUGUGUAGUUGAGAAGUUAAUAUUGUGGUAAUUGAAGUUGAUAUUGUGGUAAUUAUUCAUAUUGACUGAAAAAGACUAAGAAAUUGUCAAAAACCACAGAUUUAUUGAUACUUAGAAAGACCGGUUUCGGUUAUUACACCAUUGUCAAUCUCUGAUAAAACUGAGUUUAUUGAUCUUUCUAAGUAGGUAUCAAUAAAUCUGUGGUUUUUGACAAUUUCUUAGUCUUUUUCAUUCAAUCAAUAUUCAUGCAAAACUUACGCUGGUUGUCAAGAUAACGUAUAGUCUGUGCAAACCUUAGUUUGCAGCAUUGCUCUUAUGGAGUACAGCGCUGCCAGAUUUCACAGAAUCCAGAGAGCCUAUAACCUAAUUAUUGUGUGAGAGAAAGAACAAAAAAGAGACUGUAGGCCUUUCUGAUAUAAUCAGCAUAAAAACGGCAACAGUGUGCUCCUAUUGUUAAAUUGAAAUGACAUUGACCACGUGAUGCAAAUUAAGGUGUGUACAGACCAUACUACAUUUUUUAUUUUAUUGAAAACUCUUUUUGCGUUAAUUACUCUACUGGACUUGGAGUAACGUGGCCUACUGUAGAUGAAACUUGAAAAAUAAAUUUUAUAUGUAGGAUCCUAAAAUAACUAUUAUCUUACAAGCAUUUGUUAUUUUCAAGUAUUACAGUUUUGGCGCUUUUCUCUAUUAAGAGGCUCAGGGUUUACUUCAGACCUAAAAAUCUCACCUCAUAGUUUUCAACUUAGAAAAUAGAUUAUGUAACUUAUGUAAAGAUAUUGAACAAGAAUGAAUGAUUGCAAUAAAUAGUAUAAACUCUUUAAUAAAUAAUAACAUGAUUUUAGUGUUUAUUUUUAUAGAAAGAGUAAAAAUGAAACAAAUACAUGCAUAUUUUCUAAUUCAUACAAAAAUAAUUCUUUACUUGAAAUUGAAAAUUUCAUACAUCAUCGUCAACCUUUGUAAGAUUUUUCAUUCUAAUGUUUUCGUUUCUCAAAAGAGCGUGAGUUUCACUCAGGACACACAUGGCUUGUUUCAUUUCCAAUAGCUUUUUCUC
Messenger RNA from Nilaparvata lugens (brown planthopper), 3159 nucleotides. It is a transcript of the gene NiPp1, whose product is annotated as nuclear inhibitor of protein phosphatase 1. Gene Ontology annotation, molecular function: mRNA binding; protein serine/threonine phosphatase inhibitor activity; protein binding. Gene Ontology annotation, cellular component: nuclear speck. The record is from RefSeq and is a predicted model, not a curated record. The transcript is spliced from 7 exons. Bases 224 to 1261 code for a protein of 345 amino acids. Lineage: Eukaryota; Metazoa; Arthropoda; Insecta; Hemiptera; Delphacidae.